Poecile atricapillus (Black-capped chickadee) is the source of this 2837-nucleotide messenger RNA. Its product is annotated as putative per-hexamer repeat protein 5. The record is from RefSeq and is a predicted model, not a curated record. The transcript has 2 exons. Lineage: Eukaryota; Metazoa; Chordata; Aves; Passeriformes; Paridae. Bases 88 to 1113 code for a protein of 341 amino acids.
GGGCCGCGUCAGCGGGGACGGGGGGACGGGGGUGGGAUUGGAACUGGGAAUGGGGCUGGGGGACUGGAACCGGGAUUGGAACCGGGAAUGGGGACUGGGAUUGGAACCGGGAAUGGAACCGGGAAUGGGGAUUGGAACCGGGAAUGGGGAUUGGAACUGGGAAUGGGGAUUGGGAUUGGAACCGGGAAUGGGGAUUGGGAUUGGAACUGGGAAUGGGGCUGGGGGACUGGAACCAGGAUUGGAACCGGGAAUGGGGACUGGGAUUGGAACCGGGAAUGGGGAUUGGAACAGGGAAUGGGGAUUGGGAUUGGAACAGGGAAUGGGGAUUGGAACCGGGAAUGGGGAUUGGGAUUGGAACUGGGAAUGGGGAUUGGGAUUGGAACAGGGAAUGGGGAUUGGAACCGGGAAUGGGGAUUGGGAUUGGAACUGGGAAUGGGGAUUGGAACCGGGAAUGGGGAUUGGAACAGGGAAUGGGGAUUGGAACAGGGAAUGGGGAUUGGAACUGGGAAUGGGGAUUGGAACUGGGAAUGGGGAUUGGAACUGGGAAUGGGGAUUGGAACUGGGAAUGGGGCUGGGGCACUGGAACCAGGAUUGGAACUGGGAAUGGGGAUUGGAACCAAGAACGGGGACUGGAACCAGGAAUGGGGCUCAGGGAUUGGGGCUGGGAAUGGGGCUGAGGGAUUGGAACCGGGAUUGGAACCGGGAAUGGGGCUUGGGACUGGGGCUGGGAAUGGGGCUGGGGGAUUGGAACUGGGAUUGGGGCUGGGGAGUUUGAACUGGGAAUGGGGCUGGGGGAAUUGGAAUCGGGAUUGGAACUGGGAAUGGGGCUGGGGAAUUGAGGCUGGGGGAUUGGAACCAGGAUUGGACCCGGGACCGGGGCACCAGGGCACCAGAAAUGGGGGUGCAGGAUUGGCACCUGGGUGUGGGGAUUUGGGAAUUGGCACCCAGGUUUGGGAAUUGGCACCCAGGUUUGGGAUUGCACUCAGGUCUGGAUUUGCACCCAGAUUUGGGGACUGGCACCCCGGAUUUGGGGAUUUGCACCCAGAUUUGGGAUUUGUGCCAGUGCUCCGGUGCCUCCCGAUCCUCACAGCCCAGAGCACCGGAGGGAGCUGAGCAGGGAAAAUCCACAGCCCUGAGCUGCUGGAGAGCCCAAAGCCCUGGAGAGGGAAAAUCCAAACCCCUGGAAAGGGAAAAUCCAAACCCCUGGAAAGUGAAAAUCCAAACAUUUCCAGUGAGAAGAACCCAAACCCUGGAGUGGGGAAAUCCAAACUCUUGGAGAGGGAAGGAUCCAAACUGUUGGAGUGGGAAAAAUCCAAAACCUUGGAGAGAGAAGGAUCCAGACCCUUGGAAUGGGAAAAUCCAAACAUUUUCAGUGAGAAGGAUCCAAACCCUUGGAGUAGAAAGAAUCCAAACUCUGGAGUGGGAAAAUCCAAACCCUUGGAGAGGGAAAAGCCAAACUCCUGGGGAGGGAAAAACCCAACGCAGCUGGAGGAGGCCGACACCGUUAAAUUCCCAAAACCCCAUCCAGCCCUUCCUGCCCCCCCAAAUCCAGGUGUGGCCAGGCCAGGAUCUCCCAUCCCGCUGGAUCCCCAUGGAAAGCAGCUCUGAUCCUGCUGGAUCCCCAUGGAAAGCAGCUCUGAUCCUGCUGGAUCCCCAUGGAAAGCAGCUCUGAUCCCACUGGAUCCCCAUGGAAAGCAGCUCUGAUCCUGCUGGAUCCCCAUGGAAAGAAGCUCUGAUCCCACUGGAUCUCCAAGAAAAUCAGUUCCCAUCCUUCUGGAUCUCCAUGGAAAGAAGCUCUGAUCCCACUGGAUCUCCAUGGAAAGCAGCUCCGAUCCUGCUGGAUCUCCAAGGAAAGCAGCUCUGAUCCCACUGGAUCUCCAUGGAAAGCAGCUCUGAUCCCACUGGAUCUCCAAGAAAAUCAGUUCCCAUCCUUCUGGAUCCCCAUGGAAAGCAGCUCUGAUCCUGCUGGAUCUCCAAGGAAAGCAGCUCUGAUCCUUCUGGAUCCCCAUGGAAAGCAGCUCUGAUCCCACUGGAUCUCCAUGGCAAGCAGCUCUGAUCCCACUGGAUCUCCAAGGAAAGCAGCUCUGAUCCUUCUGGAUCUCCAUGGAAAGCAGCUCUGAUCCCGCUGGAUCCCCAUGGAAAGCAGCUCCCAUCCCACUGGAUCUCCAUGGAAAGCAGCUCUGAUCCCGCUGGAUCUCCAAGAAAAUCAGUUCCCAUCCUGCUGGAUCUCCACAGAAAGCAGCUCUGAUCCCACUGGAUCUCCAUGGAAAGCAGCUCUGAUCCCACUGGAUCUCCAAGGAAAGCAGCUCUGAUCCCACUGGAUCUCCAAGGAAAGCAGCUCUGAUCCCACUGGAUCUCCAUGGAAAACAGCUCUGAUCCUGCUGGAUCACCAUGGAAAGCAGCUCCCAUCCUUCUGGAUCACCAUGGAAAACACUUCCCAUCCCGCUGGACACUCCGGGAUCAGCUCCGGGAUCAGCUCCGGGAUCAGCUCCGGGAUCAGCUCCGGGCCUCGGCUCCUCCUGCUGCGCUCUCUUCAUUCAUCAAAGGCACCACUGGAGCUCCAAAGUGACACUGGAAUGUGACAAUUCCUCCCCAAAACUCCUGUGGGAUGCCCGGGAAAUCUGCCCCCCGAGGAUUUCAGGCAGCUCUUCCUGGAAUUCCAUCAAGAAAUCCGUGUCCAGGGUGGAAAUUCCGGCUGGAAAUCCUGGAGUGUGAGGAAACCAAACCAUCUUCACCUCGGAGGGCACAGGGAGGAACUUCUGGGGAUGUUUUUGGGAUGUUUGGGGUUUUUUGGGAUAUCUCCACGUCCCAGCCCAUGGAUUCCCAGCCCUUCCCCA